This is a messenger RNA of Penicillium salamii, 1155 nucleotides long. NCBI's taxonomy places the organism in Eukaryota, Fungi, Ascomycota, Eurotiomycetes, Eurotiales, Aspergillaceae. The record is from the annotation of a GenBank genome assembly.
AUGGCUGCUGUGACCAAGAAUCUGGCGUUCGGCAUCACUGCGUCAACAUCAUUCGAGCAGCCUUUUCUGCUGGCCAAGCGAUUUUCCACCUUGGACCACUUGACCAAUGGUCGACUGGGUUGGAACAUCGUGACUUCAUACAAGAAGGCAGCUUUCAAAGCCAUUGGAGUCGAUUCGCCCAUCGAGCAUGACGAGCGAUACCGCCAGGCGGAUGAGUACCUGAGGGUACUUUAUAAACUGUGGGAGGGUUCUUGGUCCCCCGACGCAUUGUCACCCAACCCCGAAGCCGAUUCGUACAUAGACCCGGAUAAGGUCCGCCAAAUCAACCACAAGGGCAAAUACUUUGCACUGAACACACGACACAUCGUCGACCCAUCCCCGCAGCGGACACCAUUCCUGUUCCAAGCCGGAACCUCACCGGCAGGAUCUGAAUUUGCUUCGACUCACGCAGAGGCCAUCUUUGUCUCUUCUCACUCGCCAGAGGUGCUGCGACCCAAGGUCGCAAACAUUCGCAAGCUUGCCGCCGAAAGAGGUCGCGACCCGCAAUCUAUCAAGUUCUUUGGCACCUUCACACCGAUCGUGGGCGAGACAGACGAAGAAGCAUGGGCCAAAUACGAAGAGUUGAAGAAGUAUGCAUCGGUUGUUGGCGGUCUGGUACUUUUCAGUGGAUGGACUGGGAUUGACAUUUCCAAGAUCCCCUUAGACCAGGACCUGACGGCAGAAGACUCAUUGGAAGCCAAUAAAGUGACCAGUCUGCUGGACUCGUUGCUGAAGACCAGCAAGGAUGUGCCGCGAUGGACGCCUCGAAUUGUAGCUGAGAAGGCUGCGAUCGGUGGCCUCGGCCCUGUGGGUAUUGGAAGCCCUGCUACGGUUGCUGAUGAGAUGGAGCGCUGGAUUCGCGAGGCAGACCUUGAUGGUUUCAAUCUGGCCUAUGUCACGACCCCGGGUACCUUUGAAGAUGUGGUGGACUUGCUGAUUCCUGAGUUGAGACGGCGUGGUCUAUACCCAGAGCUUCCUUCUCCUUCAGAGCCACCUCUUACUGCACGAGAGAAGGUGUUUGGCAAGGGUCAGAAAGAGCUUCGGGCUGAUCAUGUUGGCACUCAGUAUAAGUACGAUGUGUAUCAAGAGGAUGCGCCAUAUGUUGGUAGUGAUUGA